This is a messenger RNA of Dermacentor albipictus, 3460 nucleotides long. RefSeq lists its product as uncharacterized. Lineage: Eukaryota; Metazoa; Arthropoda; Arachnida; Ixodida; Ixodidae. The record is from RefSeq and is a predicted model, not a curated record.
ACGGCGUGAAACGGCGUGAAACGGCGUGAACCACCAUGAGCAUGCGCAGUGACGAGCUAUUGAGCCCAGAUCAGAAAGGGGGCAGUUUGGAUGAAUUGGUACCAUAUUUUGCCCCUUCCUGUUUCCCACUACUGCGGGUAUACAGUCGACUACAAAAGCUUACAGACCACGGGAUCUCAUGAAAGGUUGAAUUUUCGAGCACCCUAUAGCAGUAGCCAGUAACACCACACACCGCAGUGUUCUUAUACUAGUAGAGGCUGGGCAUGCAAAUAGCCGGCUGCGCUUUGAGGACGUGGAGAUAUUCAGUUCAUUUUUUUCUUUUUCUUCUUCUUAGAUCGCAUGGUCCGGAAACACUUACGGUCGACUGUGAAUUGAACUUAGAGCCGCAGCAGGCAUGCAUCAAGCAAAACUGAAAUUGCGUUCACCGUUAAAUUGAACUGAAUAAUGCGAUGAGGCGGCCAUAUUGCUUCUACGAAAAAUAAAUAUGCGGAAUUUAAUAAUUACCACAAUAAUACUAAUGAACCUUUCAAUUAUUUACUUUACGGACGCGUAUCCACCUGGAACGAAUUAUGAGGACUACACAAGUCUCGAGAUAUCAAUUUUCAAUGUGUCGGAGGAAAUGCAUUGGCGUUCCAGUUACUUCAGUGCUUCAAUGCAGAAAACCUCGUUUUCUUGAAAAAGUAAGUGGAACAGGGCACAUUUGCCGCUAGUUCGACGGCGUAUAUCUCGAAACCGGUGCCCUCCUAAGAAUUCGUUCCAGGUCUAUAUGCAUUGUGAGCUCGCUAGCUAUAUGCGGCGUAAAGUAAUUACUUAGAAAGGUAAUUAGUGCAAAUAUGGCUAUUCAUUAAUUAAGCACUUUCAUUUCUCGUCGAAGUAAUGACCACCUCCUCGAGUAACUUAGCUCCAAGAUUGGGAUGGUGCUGUCUACCGCAGGCAGUUUUUAAAUUUUGCGUUGAAUUCAAUGGAAUUCUGGUGUUUUACGUGACAGAGCCACGAUUUGAUUAUGAUGCGCGCCGUAAUGGGAGACUGCAGAUUAAUUUUGACCACCAGGGGAUCUUUAACGUGCUCCCAGUGCAGGGAAUACGGGCGUUCUUGCAAUUCGCCCCCAUCAAAAUGCGGCCGCCGCGACCGGGAUUUGAUCCUGCUACCUCGUGCUUAGCAGCGCUACACCGUACCCACUAAGCCACCGCGGCGCGUCAUAAAGUUUGGUGCAACUAUAAAAAUGACACGUGGUAACAUGAUGGAAUGUUAUUCACUCAAGAACAAAGAUUUUUUUUUCAUGCAGCGCAAUACAAAGAAAAAGACACGUGCGCGUCAUCCAUCGACGUUCUGCCUGUUUCUGAUUAAAGUUUCAGUUCAGAGUCGGCGCUUGCGUCCACCAGGUCUACGUUUGCUGUCUUCGUUUACACUGCGUGGCUCCAUUGCAGUGGUUCUGAAGCUAAACCGGCCUCCGUGGGUGUCGUCCUCCGGCGGGAGUUGUGUGUUUUUUACCCCCGCCCUUUAUGCUCUCGGGCCCCGUCCGAAAGAGCCCUUCGACUCCGGACAUCGCAACGAGGUUCUAGCAGUUAGCCGCCUACCACACCGGUGCACACUAAUCGCCGAGAAUGUUGCCACCCAAUGGCCGAAGCAAGCACAACAGCAAGCGCAGGCUUCUCAAUGGAUUCCCUACCAAACGCCUGACCCGGCCGCGGCGCCAGAGCGCGUCGACGAGCAGUCCGAAUGGCCCACCCAAGCGGCGGCCUACCAGGAGUCGCGCUUCGCAUUUAAUCAGGACGCCGGCGCCCUCGGCCAGGUCGCCGACGCCGCUGACCUCGAGGUUGACUGGGGGCCGACGCAAGAGCAGCAGCAAUCUUACCAAAAAGGAACGUCUCCUGAACCGGACGCAGGCGAACCGCGGUGCAUCCGGGCCUGCACGCUGGUCGCCCUCUUUCUGCUUAACGCGGCCAUCGUGGUAUCGAUCGUGGUGCUGGUGUUGAGCGACGCCAUGCUUUCCUGGACGUCGGUCUUGUCGACGGAGACGACGGACACCGAGACGAUCGUGAACAAGCUUUACUUCACACCAUCGACCAAUGCGACCACACUACCAGCGGAGAACCAGUGGCACGAGGGGGUGGACGACACGGACACCCGGUACACGGACCCCCACCACCAGACGGCCUGCGUGUUCCACGCAUCUGCCGACGGGAUGGCCAGCGACCACCGCACCCGCUUCGGCAUCUCCGUGUUUCCGUUCGCUCUGUGCCGCUUGGCGCUGUUCUGCUGCCCGCCGCUGGCCACCAACCUGGAGCCGCGUCACGCCGACGCCCGGAUGUCGGAGUUCGCCACCCGAGCCCGGCGGGUCAACCGGUUCGUGCAGCCCCUCAUGAUGCUGGGCGACGGGUCGGCCGCCAGCUCGGCGAUUUUCACCGCUCUGCUGAGCGACUUAGAGGAGAGAAGACUGGCUCACGACGUGGGUGACUGGUAUAAGGCGCACAACUACACGGGCGUUGUCCUGCGCUGGCCAGAGUCCACGCCCAGCAGCGCGUGGCACCACAACGUGGCAGCGCUGCUGCGAGGGCUCGCACAGCGACUCAACUCGGCGAGGCGCCCCAUUCGCCUGGGUGUCGCGCUGCGCCAGGACAGCUACGGGCCGGACUUGAAGAACAUCGUCUCCAGCCUUGGCCAGGCGUCCAUCUUCCUCUUGCCGCCCGCCAUGCCCCAGAACAAGUUUUACGCGCACACGAUACGCUACUACAGCCAGACAACAUUGGACACCUUGUAUAGCCUCAACCUUCGCUUUCUCAGCCGUAACAUCGCCGACCACCUGUGUUACCUGUUCCCGGCCGACACUUACACUUACCGGGUGAAGCCGCCCGACACGACUCAAUCUCUCGGUCCCGGCAUCGAAGGUGACGUGACCAAGCACGCCGGACGCAUGGCGUACUUCGAGACGUGCCUCCUUGCGAGCACGUACUCGAAACACGUCACUGACUACGGCGUCGAGGCACUGCGGGCCGAUUCCUUUCUGGCGUACACGGAACCGCAGCUGCUGGGGCGCUUCGUCGACGACUUGCACAAGAACGCGUCGGCCACUUGCGUGGGCAUCUGGAAUCCGCAGAUGGACGACUUCGGCGGCAGCUGCGGUUCCGGGAAAUACCCGCUCACUAGCGCCACCUUCCGCUUCUACAACGACACCCAUCACUAGCCUUGGGGGCCCACCACGAUGCCAGGACGGGGCUUUCUCGUUGCCGCCGUUAAUUUUAUUUGAUCCUUUGUUUAGCUUUUGCGACGCGUGGCGCAGCUUUUUUAAAAGCAUGUCCUGUUGAGCAUGUCGCCGUCGGGUAGUAUCUCGACCGAGCUUCGGCCGACGAAGCGACGCUGGAGGCUACAAAGCCCGGUUCGCUUUCGGGCCUUGGCUUACGUUGCACGUAAUACUGUUUAGAAAUAUUGAUGUUUAAAUUUGGCUUUUUUUCUUUGCGAA